Nycticebus coucang (slow loris) is the source of this 4021-nucleotide messenger RNA. It is a transcript of the gene SPIRE1, whose product is annotated as spire type actin nucleation factor 1. The coding region runs from base 216 to 2582 and encodes 788 amino acids. The transcript has 17 exons. Gene Ontology annotation, biological process: actin filament network formation; polar body extrusion after meiotic divisions; cleavage furrow formation. Gene Ontology annotation, cellular component: cell cortex; cytoplasmic vesicle membrane. NCBI's taxonomy places the organism in Eukaryota, Metazoa, Chordata, Mammalia, Primates, Lorisidae. Gene Ontology annotation, molecular function: actin binding. The record is from RefSeq and is a predicted model, not a curated record.
GCCGGCGGCGGCCUGGUCCGGACGGCGGCUGCGUCCUCGCCGCCCUCCGCGCCCACGCCGCCGGGGCCCUGGCCUCGGACCCGCCCGGUCCCAGCAGCAGCGCGCGCGGCCGGGGUGGGCGGCGGCCGCGCGGGGCAUGAGGAGGCGGCGGCGCGCGGAGAUGAUGCUCCGGGGCUGAGGAGACGCCGCGGCCGAGCGCAGUGGCGACUCGCGGGAUGGCCCAGCCGGCCGGCCCCACGGGCGGCGGGGCGCCGGCGGGCGGCGAGGGGCCUGCGGAGCCCGGGACGGCCUCCGGCGCGGCCGGGGGCCCGCGGGACGCGCUGAGCCUGCGGGAGAUCCUGUGUCUCUACAACCAGCCCAUUAACGAGGAGCAGGCGUGGGCCGUGUGCUUCCAGUGCUGCGGCUCCCUGCGCGCCGCCGCCGCCCGCCGCCGCGUGCGCUCGGCCGCCGACAUCCGCGUCUGGAGGGACGGCGCCGUCACCCUGGCGCCCGCCGCCGCGGACGACGACGCGGGUAAAUUGGGAUGUUCACAUUAUACAGAAACAGAGAUUAUUGAAUCUUUGGGAAUUAUUAUUUAUAAAGCACUGGACUAUGGUUUGAAGGAGAAUGAAGAAAGGGAGCUGAGCCCUCCCCUAGAGCAACUCAUUGAUCUUAUGGCCAACACAGCAGAAGCCGAUGGUAGCAAUGAUGAGGGCUAUGAGGCUGCAGAUGAAGGCCUGGAAGAUGAAGGCGAUGCAAAGAGGAAAGUCUCAGCUAUUCGGUCGUAUAGAGACGUCAUGAAGUUAUGUGCUGCCCAUCUCCCAGCUGAAUCAGAAGCCCCAAAGCAUUAUCAGGCAGUAUGUCGUGCACUAUUUGCAGAAACAAUGGAGCUGCAUACAUUUCUGACCAAAAUCAAGAGUGCAAAGGAGAAUCUUAAGAAAAUUCAAGAAAUGGAAAAGAGUGAUGAGUCUAGCACAGACUUGGAGGAGCUGAAAAAUGCCGACUGGGCAAGAUUCUGGGUACAGGUGAUGAGGGAUUUGCGAAAUGGUGUAAAACUAAAGAAGGUCCAAGAGCGGCAGUAUAACCCUUUGCCCAUUGAAUAUCAGCUUACCCCUUAUGAGAUGCUAAUGGAUGACAUUCGGUGCAAACGAUACACUUUGCGAAAAGUGAUGGUGAAUGGUGAUAUUCCCCCUCGGUUAAAAAAAAGUGCUCAUGAAAUCAUCCUCGACUUCAUCAGAUCAAGACCCCCUUUAAACCCAGCCUCAGCCAGAAAACUGAAACCAACCCCACCACGGCCACGGAGCCUCCAUGAAAGAAUAUUAGAAGAAAUUAAAGCAGAAAGAAAACUGCGUCCUGUCUCACCAGAGGAGAUUAGACGUAACAAAUUACAUGUACCUGCCCCUGAAUCUCCAAAGAAUGUUGUAGAAUCAUCUGUGCUGAAUGGAGAUUUAUCGUCACAAACAGCAGAAAAUGGGUUAAAUACGGCACAACUGGCACCGGUGCAGAGGAAGAAGCUCCUGAAAGCCCCCACGUUGGCCGAGCUGGACAGCUCAGAGUCAGAGGAGGAGACUCUGCACAAGUCGUCCAGCAGCAGCAGCGUGUCCCCCUCCCUCCUCGAGGAUACAGCGUUGGAGGCGGCAUCCGCCAGGAAGCAGCCUCCGAAAUUUUUACCCAUAUCAUCAACACCCCAGCCAGAGCGAAGGCAGCCAUCCCAGAGACGACAUUCCAUCGAAAAGGAAACACCUACUAACGUGAGGCAGUUCCUGCCACCAUCUCGGCUGAGCUCUCGCUCCCUUGUGCCUAGGAUAACCAGUGUAUGGCCAAGGACGCCUUUCCGACCACUUUUUUCUACCAUACAAACAGCUUCUCUGCUCAGCUCUCACCCUUUGGAAGCAGCCAUGUUUGGGGUAGCAGGGGCUAUGUAUUAUCUAUGUGAGAGAGCUUUUGCCAGCAGGUGGAAGUCCUCAAAGGAGGAGUUCUGCUACCCAGUGGAGUGCCUCGCCCUCACUGUGGAGGAGGUGAUGCAUAUCCGUCAGGUCCUGGUGAAGGCAGAGCUGGAAAAAUACCAACAGUAUAAAGAUGUCUACACUGCCCUGAAAAAAGGAAAGCUCUGCUUUUGUUGCCGAACCAGGAGGUUUUCCUUCUUCACCUGGUCCUACACCUGUCAGUUCUGUAAGAGGCCGGUGUGCUCACAGUGUUGCAAAAAGAUGCGGCUGCCCUCCAAGCCAUACUCCACCCUUCCCAUCUUCUCACUGGGACCUGCUGCCUUGCAGAAAGGGGAAAGUUGUGUGAGGCCAGAAAGACCCUCCACUGGCCACCAUCGGCCACUUCGGAGCAUUGCCAGGUUCUCCUCAAAAUCUAAGUCUGUGGACAAGUCCGAUGAAGAACUCCAAUUUCCCAAAGAGUUAAUGGAGGACUGGAGCACCAUGGAAGUGUGUGUGGACUGCAAAAAGUUCAUUUCGGAAAUCAUCAGUUCAAGCCGGCGCAGCCUGGUGUUGGCCAACAAAAGAGCCCGGUUAAAAAGGAAGACACAGUCUUUCUAUAUGUCCUCACCAGGCCCCUCGGAGUACUGCCCUUCAGAGAGGACGAUCAGUGAGAUCUGAGCCCCGUGCCUUUCGGCUGCUUUUGUGUCUGGAGUCGGCAUUAGUGUGUGAGAACACUGAACCGGACUGUCUCUCCCUCCCUUGGUUUUAUUUCUUAGGCCUGAAUUUGCAUUAAAUCAGAUCCUUGCUGCAUCACGUCGCUCACAGACUGAACACUGUGUUGAUAUCGAUUGACGAUAUGUGACAGAUCAGCCAGCUGCUUAUUUGCACCAAGAGAGGACAGUAGUUGGAACAUUGUUUUUAUGUGUGUGGCUUUGGAAGUCAGAAACUUUUUCCUUAGUUCAGAUUUUUACUGGUCCUCAAAUAAUUUCCUGACUAAGGCAAAAAGCUUCUCCUUGAGAAACCUGCCUCACAGAGGUGUCUUAGCAGUAAGUCAUAUUGGCAUUCCCACACAACAGUGUUUCUACCCAGGACCCAGAGCCCUGCCACGUACCAGGUGCCUGGAGGUGGGCUGAGCUGUUUAAUUAUCUCACAACACAAAACCUAGAAGGAUUUGCUGAUACUAUCAAUUGAUUUUUAAAUUAUUAUUGCCCUGCAAGAGAUGUUAUGCCUGCAUUCUAGCACGAAGCAUCUGAGUGAGCUGCAUACUGCAUGGUGGCCGUUUCCACUGAGCUGCCCUGGGUGUCCUCCUGCCAUGGAUCAGAGUCUCCCAAGUAGGGCUGGGUUUUCCUUCCCUAUCUUGAAUAUAUUAUAGUUGCUAAUAGUUUUAUAAUGCGGGUCUAAAUUAAAGUUUUGGGGAGUCUCAAUAAAGGAAGGCUAAAAAUCUUGUGAAGAGGUUAACUGUGAGAGGAUCCUGGCAGCUCAGGUACCAGCCAUAGGCCGCACUGCAGGACAGCAGGAGCUCAUAUGUUCACCUGUGUCUUGAGGAGAAUGCAGCCAUCAUGACUAAAUUAAGCCACAAUUUGAUAACUAAGGUCUCCACCUGAGAUGUAUUUUCAUAAUGAAUUUUAAAAGAAAAAUAUCUAGCUCUUUUAUUAAAAUGAAAAGACAACCUGCUGACAGGAAAAAUUUUCAGAUGCUUUUUGCACUAGUUUUCCUCGUAAAUGAUGUGAGUGAGCAGGUUGGGUCUCUGAUGAAGGUGCUUUGGAGGGUGUGUGUGUACCUCAUGUCUCAGCUUACAUGGCCCCCACCAUGGGCUAUAGUUCAUUAUUUUGGUGUGCUUACAGAUGACCACCCAAUCAAGUUCUGUUACCAUCUGCGAAAUCAGUUACUGCGCAUGCACAGUGAUUCCUGAGAGCCUCAGGGACGUCUGUAGUCAGCACGUGAGAGGCAGUUGCAUCUCACACCACAGUUAAAUAGCUAACAUUUCCACACUAACUUAACGGUAAUACCUCAAGACUUCUCCAGUAGUAGUUUUUAAUGGAUUGAAAUUUACAAUUUAAAAAUGGCUUAAAAUUACUUACACUUAUGAAAUAAACUUUACCAAUUGACUAAAAUAA